CUGCACUACGGGACCCUCCUGGGCAGCAAAGCUUGUGCCCACAUGGCAGCAGCUGCCUGGGCCAGUGCCUUUCUCAAUGCUGUGCUGCACACAGCCAAUACAUUUUCCCUGCCCCUGUGCCAUGGCAAUUCCCUGGGCCAGUUCUUCUGUGAAAUCCCACAGAUCAUCAAGCUCUCCUGCUCACACUCCAGCUUAAGGGAAGUUGGGCUUCUUGUGGUCACUUUCUGUUUAGGUUUUGGUUGUUUUGUGUUCAUGGUUUUCUCCUAUGUGCAGAUCUUCAGGGCUGUGCUGAGGAUCCCCUCUGAGCAGGGACGGCACAAAGCCUUUUCCACCUGCCUCCCUCACCUGGCCGUGGUCUCCCUGUUCCUCAGCACUGACACAUUUGCUCACCUGAAGCCCCCCUCCAUCUCCUCCCCAUCCCUGGAUCUGGCAGUGUCCGUUCUGUACUCGGUGGUGCCUCCAGGGCUGCAAGUGGGUCAGAUCCUGGGAAGGGACAGCAGGCCAGAGACCCAAUUUAACCAAAGAGAUAUUCCAGACUGUAUGGCCCCAGUUCUGGUAUAA
Molecule: messenger RNA, 561 nt
Organism: Melospiza georgiana
Lineage: Eukaryota; Metazoa; Chordata; Aves; Passeriformes; Passerellidae
Product: olfactory receptor 14J1-like
Exons: 2
Biological process (GO): G protein-coupled receptor signaling pathway
Cellular component (GO): membrane
Molecular function (GO): olfactory receptor activity
Source: RefSeq, a predicted model, not a curated record